AUGGCGCCAAGGGUGGGCCCGGCAGCUUUGCGGGUGGAAAGCAGCACCGUGGAAUCCGCGGGCCUAGGGCUCUUCGCAGCGGAGGAGCUGCCGGAGUAUGUGGUCAUUGGGGAGUACAGCGGGGAGGUGAAGGACUAUGCUCGCUUCGGCGAGAAGGUGGCUCGUCUGGGUCACAACGAGCUGCAUCCUUUCUACCUGAAGCCUGGCUUGCUGGCACCUCCGCGAAUCCAAACCAAUUUCCGUGGGCGGAUUGCCCAUGGCAUCAUGGAGCCCAAGCGGCGGCGCCUGGAGCCUGACAAGGCCUCCUGGCUGUCGCUGCUCAAGGUCCGACUGCCGCACCGAGACCUGGUUUUGGCCACGGACUGCGGGGGCGGCGUCGGCCCGGCGAGCGCCCUGCGGGACCUCGGGGUGCCGAUCCGCCACAUCUUCGCCUGCGAGUCCGAGGAGUCCAGUCAGCAGCUAUUGGCCGCUCAGCAGUCUCGGCCGGAGCGGCUCUUCGGGAGCAUGAUCGGCAGAGACCGAGGCUGCUUUUGCCUGGUUUCUGGCCGCUGGAUGCCCAUGCCGACGACACAACCUGACAUCUACAUUUCAAAUGCCGGGACUCAUGGGCCAAACCCGGACCGAUUCUUCGCAGCGGUGAAGUACAUCAUGGAGUUCCGGCCCCGGCUGGUGAUUCUGGAAGAUCUUGUGGCUGCUUGCAGAGAGGACCCGCAGGGGAACCUGCCCGCGGACGCCGUGCUGGCGCUGCUGGAGCAGGUCGGGGGCUACGAGGUGGACCUCUUCCAUGUCUUCGCCUCUCAUUUCGGGCUUCCACAGCGACGGCAGCGGCUGUAUUAUGUCAUGGUCAGCCGCGAGCAUUUGAAGAGCGAGAAGGUGCCGGAUCAAAUCCGCCAAGCACUUGAGCGGCUCAAGCUACAUGCCUUCAGCACCACAGAUGCGGAAGAGCUGUUGGAGGCAGCGCUGGAUCCGGGAGAUGUCAGGAUAGUCUGCCAACUUCCCCAUGUGACGGAGCGUGGCGUGGACUCCUUGCUGUCCAUGAGCUCUGACGCCAGCUACCUGCACCGCCGUCUGCGACAUGAGCUCCACCUGGGCGAGGACGCCGCCUACUUCGCACUCGCUGGGAACCACCUCGCCAGGUGGCUUCGCAGCUACCGCGAAGCAGACCUCUGCCAGAUCCACUGGCUCUGGGCCCAGCGUCAGAACAGAGAGAUCCGCUUCGUGUCCAUUUCGCAGGACGUGCACCGCGCCUCCCUGAGCUUUACUGGGGAGGUGCCGACACUGGCGGCCAACACCCGGCUCUGGUCCUACAGGCUGCAGCGUGUGCUAAGCAGCCGCGAGAUGCUCACCCUGCAAGGCUUCAAGCCGGCGCAGUGGAACCUGGAGUCCCUGUCCGAAGCCUCCCUGAGCCGAGUCGCCGGCAGCGCCAUGACGGUGCACAUGAUCGCGGCGCUGCUGGCGGCGGCGCUGAGCGCGGUGCGGCUGGAGGAGCCGAGCUGCAGCCAGCGGCGGCGCAGCGUGAGCCUGGCCGAGCUGCGAAGCAGGUACUCGGCCAUUUGCCAGCGCCUGCAUGGCGUGCGUCGCCAUGCGAAGCUUGGGGCGUGAGAA
Molecule: messenger RNA, 1605 nt
Organism: Effrenium voratum
Lineage: Eukaryota; Dinophyceae; Suessiales; Symbiodiniaceae
Source: the annotation of a GenBank genome assembly